AUGUCGCGUCCAAAUGCUGCGAGCUGGCUCCGUGGGACCGUAAUACGAAAAAGUGGUGCAUCUACGGGCAACAACACUCGUAUCAGCACUCCCCAGGUGCAGAGCACCUCGACGACCGUCUUUGGUGGCGGUGUGAAGGAUCCCUCAGGCAGGACAUCAGAGUACUUUUCGAUGGAUGAUCAAUGCCCAGUGUGCAAGUCUGACAGAUAUCUGAAUCCGAAACUUCGCCUUCUGGUCAGCGCAUGCUAUCACAAGAUGUGUGAAUCAUGCAUAGACCGCCUGUUUACUCUGGGCCCUGCACCAUGUCCAAUCUGCGGCAAGAUCCUAAGGAAGCUUGCCUUCACUCCUCAAACUUUCGAAGAUCUGGGAGUUGAGAAAGAAGUCGCCGUGCGAAGGCGAAUUGCCAAAGAGUUUAACAAACGACGGGAGGAUUUCCCUGACCUUCGUUCUUACAAUAACUACUUGGAGGAGGUGGAGGAUAUCGCGUUUAACCUCAUCAACGACAUAGAUAUUCCCCAAACCGAAGCUCGCAUUGCGGCAUAUCGUAAAGAGAACGCAGCUUUGAUCGAGCUGAACAUCCAACGGGAAGAACAGUACAACCGCCACCUCAAAGAACAAGAAGAAGCUGAGCGUCAAGAGCGUGAGCAACGCGUACUGGAGCUGCGCCGUGCCGAAGAAGAGGAGCGAGAGGAGCGAGAAAAAGAGCGUGAGGAUAUCAUCGACCAGCUCGAGACGAGCGACAAGGACGCGAUUAAACUCGUCGCGCGCUCCCGUGCCGAGGCUCACAAGCGCGCAUCGGCGCGCUCGUCUGCCGCUAUGAACGGAACGCAGGCCUCCCGGCUGAUGCGCUCUAGGGCAGUACAGAACACGGUCAUGCCGGACGUCCCGCACGUUGCUCUGCAAGACGACUGGUACUCCUACAGCGACAUGUUCGUCUUGCAAAACAACUAUGAUGAUCCCUUGAGCGAGGCCGUCCGGCGAGAUAAGGAGGGUAUCAUGAGAGCUGGCGGCUACCGUGUUCAAGAAGCAUGGGAGCGGGCGUUGCGCUCAGCUGUCGCUGGGCUGGAAAUCAUGCCUCUAGAGGGUCUGCACCCUCAAAAUAGUGAGCAAUUGGAUCUUCUAGGGAGGACCUCGGAUGCGAUGGAAGCACCCGCGUAG
Molecule: messenger RNA, 1158 nt
Organism: Laetiporus sulphureus 93-53
Lineage: Eukaryota; Fungi; Basidiomycota; Agaricomycetes; Polyporales; Laetiporaceae
Product: CDK-activating kinase assembly factor
Exons: 5
Coding region: 1-1158 (385 amino acids)
Biological process (GO): positive regulation of cyclin-dependent protein serine/threonine kinase activity; nucleotide-excision repair; regulation of transcription by RNA polymerase II
Cellular component (GO): transcription factor TFIIH holo complex
Molecular function (GO): cyclin-dependent protein serine/threonine kinase activator activity
Source: RefSeq, a predicted model, not a curated record